UACUGGUUUGAUUGGAAGAGUAAUAUAAUAAUAACUAAAAUUGAAGUAAUAAGAGAAGCAGUGAACAUAAAAAUGGUUUGUGGUAAAAGAUUGGUCUUACCAAAUUUAAAAGCAUCUUUGGCACUUGAUGAAGACCAGAAUUAG
This is a messenger RNA of Ambispora leptoticha, 144 nucleotides long. The record is from the annotation of a GenBank genome assembly. NCBI's taxonomy places the organism in Eukaryota, Fungi, Glomeromycota, Glomeromycetes, Archaeosporales, Ambisporaceae.